UCUUUACAGAAACUGUACAUUCCUCUGAUAGCGGUCUUGGCCGCUGUCAGUGUUUAUGGCGAUGUUUCCCAUUUGGAUACUGAUCUCCGUGAAGAUGGCUAUCAUUACAAACAGCCAUCAGUGCCAUUUCCUCAACCUCCCUCAGGUAAUGGCAUAGAGGAUAAUGACUACAAACCUCCCCGGCCAGCUCCAGGACAACGACCAACGGGACCUGCAGCAGGACCUAGCUACAAACCAUCUGGACCAGCACCAGGUUUUGGACUAACAGGUCAACAGCCAUCUGGACCAGCACCAGGUAGUGGCGGUCCAAGUUAUAGGCCAUCAGGUCCUGCCCCAGGCUAUGGUCCUUCUGCCCCCAGUUAUAAACCUUCGGGCCCAGCACCUGGAUAUGAACCAACAGACACACAACCUUCAGCACCUGCACCAAGUUAUAAGCCUUCUGGUCCUGCUCCAGGUUUUGGACCAACAGGACAACAGCCCGGUUCUGGACCAAGUUACAGACCUUCAGGUCCAUCUGCACCAAGUUAUAAGCCAUCUGGUCCAGCUCCCGGAUAUGGACCAACAGGACAACAACCGUCGGCUACAGCACCCAGUUACAAACCAUCAGGUCCUGCUCCUGGAUUUGGUACUGGUUCUACUCCUAGCUAUAAACCUUCUGCACCUGCUCCAGGAUAUGGACCGACUGCAUCAGGUCCCGGAACGGGACCUCAAGGCCCAUCUGGACCUCAAGGACCGUCUGGACCACAAGGCCCCUCUGGACCUCAAGGACCAUCUGGACCACAAGGCCCCACUGGACCCACUGGAUCUCAGAAACCAAGCGGUGCUGGUCCAAGUUACUUACCACCUCCGAAAACACCAUCCGGUCCAGCACCCACCUAUGGACCACCCAAACCUCAACCUGGUAAACCUGGCCAAGGGCAACCACGUCCUGCACCCGAUUGUUCUGCACCACUUCGUCCCGGUCAACGUCCUCCACCUGGAUGCCCUGCACCCGAACCCGAUUGUAAUGCUCCAUUGAGACCUGGUCAGCGCCCUCCACCUGGAUGUCCUGAACCCGAACCAGACUGCAAUGCUCCCCUGAGACCCGGUCAACGUCCUCCACCUGGAUGCCCAGCACCCGAACCUGACUGCAAUGCUCCUCUGAGACCUGGUCAACGUCCUCCACCUGGAUGUCCAGAACCUGAACCAGACUGCAAUGCCCCUCUGAGACCUGGUCAACGUCCUCCACCUGGAUGCCCUGAACCUGAGCCAGACUGCAAUGCUCUUCUAAGACCGGGUCAACGUCCUCCACCUGGUUGCCCCGAACCUGAGCCAGAUUGUAAUGCACCAUUAAGACCCGGUCAAAGACCUCCUCCUGGAUGUCCUGCUCCUGGACCACAACAACCUGGUAGACCCGCACCAGGUCCUCAACAACCUGGUAGACCCGCGCCAGGUCCUCAACAACCGGGUAGACCUGCUCCUGGACCUCAACAACCUGGCAGACCAGCACCUGGACCACAACAACCUGGCAGACCAGCACCUGGACCACAACAACCCGGUAGACCUGCUCCUGGACCUCAACAACCUGGCAGACCAGCACCUGGACCACAACAACCUGGUAGACCUGGUCCAGGUUUGGAGUACUUACCACCUGAUCAAAAACCGCAAGGACCAUCUGCUAGACCACAACAACCUUUCCCAACUCCAUCAACACCAGUUAGGCCUCAAACUCCAGGACCAGAAUAUGUUCCACCAGGACCUACAUAUCAACCCAAACCACCACAAUCACAACGUCCUCAAGUUGACUGUUCUGCACCACUGAGACCAGGUCAACGGCCUCCACCUGGAUGCCCAGCUCCAGAACCUGAUUGCAGUGCCCCCUUAAGACCUGGUCAACGUCCACCACCAGGUUGUCCUGAACCAGAACCUGAUUGCAAUGCUCCCUUAAGACCUGGUCAACGCCCUCCUCCUGGUUGUCCUGAACCCGAACCAGACUGUAAUGCACCUUUAAGACCGGGACAACGACUUCCCCCUGGCUGCCCAGAACCUGAACCUGAUUGCAAUGCUCCAUUGAGACCAGGACAACGUCCUCCUCCAGGUUGUCCAGCUCCUGCACCCGGUCCUCAGCAACCAGGUCGUCCUGGUCCCGGACCUCAGCAACCUGGACGCCCCGCUCCUGGUCCACAACCGGGUCGUCCAGUUCCUGGUCCCCAACAACCUGGCCGUCCUGCUCCAGGUCCAGGACCCCAACAACCUGGCCGUCCUGCACCUGGUCCAAGCCCUGAGCAACCUGGUCGCCCCGCUCCUGGACCACAACAACCUGGAAGACCUGGACAAAAACCACAGUUCCCAUCCGAUAAACCUGGUGUUGAAUAUUUACCCCCCGAAGGAAAUGAAGUUGCUCCAACUAAUGGCAAUAAACCACGUCCAGGCACUAAACCUCAGCAACCAGAUUGCUCAGCUCCGCUGAGACCAGGACAACGUCCUCCUCCAGGAUGCCCCGCUCCUGAACCUGAUUGCUCGGCACCAUUGAGGCCAGGUCAGCGUCCACCACCUGGAUGUCCUGCUCCCGAACCAGAUUGCUCAGCUCCAUUGAGACCAGGCCAACGACCUCCACCUGGAUGUCCUGCUCCUGAACCUGAUUGUUCUGCUCCAUUGAGACCAGGACAACGUCCUCCACCUGGAUGUCCUGCUCCUGAACCCGAUUGUUCUGCUCCAUUAAGACCCGGUCAACGUCCUCCACCAGGAUGUCCUGAACCUGAAGCUGAUUGUUCGGCUCCUUUGAGACCUGGACAGCGUCCACCAGCUGGAUGCCCUGAACCAGAGCCUGACUGCUCAGCACCAUUGAGACCGGGACAACGUCCUCCACCUGGUUGUCCCCAACCUGAAGAACCAACGGGACCAUUAUAUCCAUCACCAUCUCCAAGUCAACCCAAACCAAGCUAUCCUUCCACCAGACCACAACAGCCAUCAUAUCCUGGAACACAAACUACAAAACCACAGCAGCCAUCAUAUCCUGGACCACAAAAACCAUCAUACCCUGGAUCUCAAACUACGCAACCACAAAAACCCUCAUAUCCCGGUUCUCAAACUACUCAACCUCAACAGCCGUCAUAUCCUGGUUCACAAACCACUCAACCUCAACAACCUUCAUAUCCCGGUUCACCAACCACUCAACCUCAAAAGCCAUCAUACCCAGGUUCUCAAACUACACGACCUCAACAGCCCUCAUAUCCUGGCUCUCAAACCACCCGACCUCAACAGCCCUCAUAUCCUGGCUCUCAAACCACCCGACCUCAGCAGCCCUCAUAUCCUGGUUCACAACAACCUUCAUACCCAGGCACAGAACCCGGUACUGGUGAGGAUGCCGGUUCAUUGGGGCCCGAUGGCUACAACUACAACAAGCCAAGUAAACCAUUCAAAUAUUAA
This is a messenger RNA of Musca vetustissima, 3408 nucleotides long. RefSeq names its product basic proline-rich protein. The record is from RefSeq and is a predicted model, not a curated record. NCBI's taxonomy places the organism in Eukaryota, Metazoa, Arthropoda, Insecta, Diptera, Muscidae. The annotation marks the transcript as partial. The transcript has a single exon.